AUGAGAAGAGUGAUAAAUUUUGGUGCUGGUCCGGCUAAAAUUUCUGAUGAGGUGCUGAAACGAGUUCAGGAAGAGUUUAUUGUACUUGAUGGGACAGGGACCAGCAUAGUGGUGCUGUUUUGCUGUUUCAUGAGGGUUCAUAUUGAAAAUUUACUUCAAAGUUUCAAAGGUUAUGUGAUAUAUAUUCUAGAAUUGGGCCAUCGCACAUCUGACUUCAAAAAUAUGCUCAAUGAAACGGUGAAGCUUCUACGAGAUGAAAUGUCUAUUCCUAAUGAAUAUACAGUUUUGUUUAUGCAUGGUGGAGCGACAGCUCAAUUUGCAGCUAUACCUGUCAACCUGCGGGAUGAACACGAUUCCGCUGAUUACGCAAUAACAGGUAGGUGGUCGCAAGCAGCUGCUAAAGAAGGUUCCAAAUACAUCGACGUCCGAAAAGUUUUUAAACCACUUGAACGUUUUGACACAGUACCGGACUUUAGUACCUGGGACAGAAAUCCUAAUGCUGCAUAUUUAUAUUAUUGUUCCAAUGAAACUGUUGAUGGUGUAGAAUUUAAAGAUGUUCCAGAAACAACACCAGCUGUUCCACUAAUUGCUGAUGUAUCCUCCAAUAUUUUAAGCCGGCCAUUUUCAUUUAUCAACCAUGGGUUAGUUUUUGCUUCGACACAGAAGAAUUUGGGCGCUGCAGGUUUAGCAAUUGCAAUUGUACGAAAAGAUCUCAUCAAACCUACCAGCGGAGUGCCAUCGAUUUUAAGUUACUACGAAAUGGAAAGAACUCUUUCCAACUACAACACACCAAAUGUUUUUGGUAUAUAUGUCACCAAGUUGGUCUUAGAAUGGAUCCGCGAUCAAGGUGGUGUAGAAGAAAUGGCAAAAAGGAAUGAGAAAAAAGCUAAGCUCAUUUACGAUGUGAUCGACUCGUCUUCCGGAUUUUACUAUUCCUUUGUGGAACCAAAAUAUCGUAGUUCUAUGAACAUUCCAUUUCGUAUCACCAAUGAAUAUGGUAAUGCGGAAGAACUGGAAGCGAAAUUCCUGGCAGGGGCUGUACGCAAGGGAAUGAUUGGACUCAAAGGACACAGAUCUGUUGGUGGCAUUCGAGCAUCUUUAUAUAACGCAAUGACUGUUGAAGAAACAGACAUUUUAAGGGAAUAUAUGGAAGAAUUUCAGAAAACUCAGAGUAUUGAAUAG
Molecule: messenger RNA, 1182 nt
Organism: Enterobius vermicularis (human pinworm)
Lineage: Eukaryota; Metazoa; Nematoda; Chromadorea; Rhabditida; Oxyuridae
Source: the annotation of a GenBank genome assembly